This is a messenger RNA of Bolinopsis microptera, 2732 nucleotides long. Its product is annotated as nurim homolog. The record is from RefSeq and is a predicted model, not a curated record. The transcript has 8 exons. The coding region runs from base 97 to 1203 and encodes 368 amino acids. NCBI's taxonomy places the organism in Eukaryota, Metazoa, Ctenophora, Tentaculata, Lobata, Bolinopsidae. Gene Ontology annotation, cellular component: nuclear membrane.
AGGAUGACUGUAUUUAAAAGCUGGCAACCUUGAAAUGACAAAUGGUGGUAUGUGACAAAUAAUUGAUAGAUCCCAUCCGUCCACACUCUUGUCGCAAUGAGAUGUGAUUUCCAAGGGAUCAAGCUCCGAGUGAUAGCCUCACUCAUCACCCUUUACACAAUCGGGUUUAUCUGUCAUGUUGCUUGGAACGGUUAUAAAAGCAGUGUUUUACAGCAUACAGACAUAUUUGAAGACCUCUCCCCUUUGAUUCAGAACAUUCUGCUUCUCCUCCUAUUUGUGCUGCAGCAUUCUUUACUGAAACACUUGAAGUACGAGCUCAACCUCUCCCCUGCCAGACACAGAUUACUUUACUUGAUAUCAACCACUACAACUCUUCAUGUGAUAAACUACUUGUGGUCUCGCUGUAGUGUCCUUUACUCCCUCUCACUUACAACUUCUACCGUACAAGCUCUCCACAUUCUGGCCUGGACUUGGCUUGUUUCAUCUGUUCUUUUAGCUGAUUUCAUGGAACUCUUCGGCUUCAAACAUAUUUCCAACGAAGAGCGCGGACUGGAGGAGCCCAUCUACUACAAGUCUAAAGGAGCUAGGAGAGUUCUGGAACAUUACAGACACCCUGUAGCUGUGGGACCUCUCGUGCUUCUGCUUUCUUGCAAAGUAAUGACGACAGACAGACUACUGUUAGCAGUAGUGUUCGUCCUGUACACAUUCUCCCGGACAUAUCUCGAUUACCAAGAUUAUCUUUACUUGAGAUACGUUUCUUACCCUGCAAGACGGUACACAUUUCAGAAGGUCGAGAUACGGAGCAGAUCUACCACCAUCAGAGAAACACAAUCCUCCUUCUGUUUUAGUGACGAGGAGGAUUGUGACGUCACACAUCAUGACGUCACACAUCAUGACGUCAUACAGACCCCUGGACAUCUAAUUAGAAGACCCAGCUUCGGAUCUGACACAGAUGCUGGCUACGGUUCUUCGCCCACAUACCACAAACCUGACUACUUUAGAAUACUUUCUCAGACCAAGUCAGGAAAGAAAGUGGUUGAAACAGAUGUGGCAUCAGCAUCUGUUGAGAAAGAAAUCACACCCUCGACAAGUUCAACUAUUUCAACAAGUUCAACAUCAGCAUGCUGUGGAGCUGAGCAGUGCGUUUGUUCUCCGUCCGGAAAGCGCAAAAGUACCAGAAUCGGAAGUUCAGCCAAGAAUUAGCAUGUAUUGAGUAACAUUGACAUGAGUAUUAAUCAGUGUAAAAUAUUAUGAUUAUCAAUUAUUAUAUUAUGUAGUAUUUAAUUAGAAGUUAUUAUAUUAUUUAUUGCGGAAGUAUCGUGGCUGGUACUGAACAAAAAAAGAAAACAUUCCUUUAAAAAGUGACAGCAAGAAAUAUACUAUUAUACGGAAAACUGUACUACAUAUAAUAUUACAAAACUUUACGCUGAAGUAUGUGAUACUGUGAUAACUUUACUUUUAUUUAAAACUUUUGUGACUUGUAAGUCAUCUAAAUAUUAUGCACUAUUCGGAAAUAAAUGUACAAACAGAGACAUUUAUCGACUCAUUAUAAAAAAGAAAACAACGUAUCCUUAAAAUUAUCAAAUGUAUGGGUUUUGGAUUUUGAAAAUUAUGUACGAUAAAAUCACGAGAACUGACAAGUAUUUUAAGUCUAGUCCUCCACUGCAUAUCUUCAACAUUAUAUAUGCUAUCUGCUCUAAAUAUUCAAAUAAUAAUCUGUACAUAAUAUAAACUUUGUACAUGUCACAUCAUAACCUCUUUAAACGUUUAAAACCUAAUGGUACGUCUCUCCAGGAAUAUUCCCAAUUUUAUGCUCUAAUGAUUAGGAAAUGACUUAUUAGGGGUGAUUAUAGUAAUUAGUUAAUGACAUAAUUACUUGCCCCACUACACCACCUUGUCUUCAGAAUUGUCAGAUAAUGUUUGCGGUGAUGUUUUGUUUUGGAAUUGUUACCGGGCCCUUCUUUACAACUUUACAACUUAAAUAAUAACGAUGAUAUAUUAAUGGCAACACAGCCAUCUCGACUUUAUUAUAUACUCUAUGCUUUUCCAAGUUUGAAGUUUAUUUAAAAUAACGUUAAUUAGAUGUAUUAGAAAAUGUGUUUUGAUGUAUGAGACUAAUUAAAAAGCUUACACCUCCGACCAAAUUGACUUAUAUCGUAGGUUUUAACUGACCGCGUAUAUAACAUGUCAAGCAGUGAUAGUUGUCAACACUGCUAUUUUAAAGUGACAUUAUUGUAGCAACAUCUUAGUAGACUUUUAUAUAAUUCUUUGUGCGUCUUCUUUAUCUUGCGUUUGUGUGUGCUUGUAAAUUGUUUUUGUGUUUGUAAUUUCCUAGUUAUUCUUUUACUUAUAGUUCUGUUCUUAUGUCACAUUUUCGAGAGUUUUUCAUGUGUUUAGGAGAUAUUUAUUGUUAGCUUUAAAGUUAUUUUCUUGCUUCGUUUAUAAUUUCCGCAUGUAAAUUGUAAGCCUUUUUUUUCGAAAACUGCUUUCUUUAUUUUUCUAAGUGAUGAUAUAUAUUAGAUCUCAAACCAACUUUAAUUUUAUACUAAAAUAAGAUAUAUGUAACCUGUCAUUUACAGUAUUACUCGCUUUAGAAUGAUUAUUGUACGUAAAUAUUAUGAUCAUGUACGUUAUUAAUCUGAUAUAGGUACACUAUACAUUUAUGUCGUUUGCUAUUUAAAUGUAUAAUUCUAGCUAAGGCUAUUUAUAUAAGUAUUUAUUCGUUAUCAAUU